CAUGGACUGAAGCCCCUUCUGGUACCUCCCCCAUCACCCCGACAGGCUGAGGAAUCACGUCCAUGUUUCGGUCCAGAUGGGCCCGUCUUCCAGGACGCAGGGAAGGGAAAUGUCUGUGAUGGAGCCAGCUGGGGUAGGGGAUUUUCAGGGAGCUCCUGCGGGGAUGGGGGCAGGAAGGAGACCGGGUGUGAUAAACCUGCUGAUUUUCUGAGUGGGCCCAUUGGUGAUGGGGGGUGGGGGGAGAUUGGACAUUCCCCCAUUUCUCAAACAGGAUACAACCCCCUCAGCUCGGCUGGGAACAUUUUCCAGGUUCCCAGUGCUGGAGUGAGACCCCACUAGCGUGAGGCUGCUAUGAAAUACGCAGGGAAACUGUUAGGAUUCCUGUCCCUGUCCCUGGCUCAGAGCUCUGCUUUCUGUAUCAGCCUGUGUCUGGAAGGAGUGUGGAAAAUGAGAAGACCCUGCCCUGCUCUGCUCUGUGUGCUGGGGGGACAAGAAGCUCUCACCUUCUCCCACCCCCUGGAGCCUCCUGGCUGCUCUGAGCAGGGUGGGGGUGGGAUUCUGCUACUCUGGCCCUCCCAGAGCUUCCAUUUCUUUAUCCUUCCUGCCACGUGACUAGUGGGAUUGUGGCUGGAGCAGCAGGUAAUGACCGGGGCCUUUUGGUGUUUCAGAUGCCGGUGACCUUCGAGGAGGUGGCUGUGUAUUUCACCCAGGGGCAGGGGGCUCUGCUGGACCCUGCUCAGAGAGCCCUCUACAGGGACGUCAUGCAGGAGAAUUAUGAGACAGUGACCUCACUGGGAUUCCCAAUUCCCAAACCUGAGCUGAUUGUCCGGCUGGAACAAGGGGAAGAGCCGUGGGUGCCCGAUCUCCAGGCCUGCGAGGAAAGAAGGCUUCCGAGAUGCCCCCAUACAGCAGGUGCUGAGCGAGGGAGUGAGAAUGAGGAGGGGAAUCAUCAUGAGGAAGUUCCCGGGAAAGUGGAACCGAAUGGGACCUUUGUGGGAAGAGGUGAAGGGAAUUUUUCCCAGUGCUUCGAACUUGAAGAGUCCUGGGGAAAUUGGCACAGGUCAGAGAGGCUCCUGGGAAACCACCCAGGGAAGAAAGUGGAUGAAUCUAUUCAUGGUGGGGGAGGAGAGGAGGAUCUCAGAGCGCAGCAGACAAAUCCCAAGGAAGACACACCCUGGCACCACCUUCAGUGUGGGAAAGGAUUCAUUGUGAGAUCACAGCUUGUGACAAAUCAGACAAUCCAUACUGGAGAGAAACCCCUUCAGUGCUUGGACCAUGGAGAAAGCUUUAAUAAGCUCUCAGAUCUUAAUAACCACGGGAGAAGCCACAGUGGAGAAAAACCCACUCAAUCCCUCGAGUGCGGGAAAUGUUUCAUUUCGAAGACACAAAUAAUUAGACAUGAGUUAAGCCACACAGGGGAGAGACCCCACAAGUGCUUGGUUUGUGGGAAAAAUUUCAUACAGAGGUCACACCUAGUUCGUCAUCAGGCAAUCCACACAGGAGAGAGAACCCCCAAGUGUUUGGACUUAAGGGAAAGUUUCAUACAAAGGUCAGACCUUGUUAAACAUCAGGUAGUCCACACAGGAGAGAGACCCCACAAGUGCUCGGACUGUGGGAAAAGUUUCAUAAGAAAGUCAAACCUUGUUCAACAUCAGUCAAUCCACACAGGAGAGAGACCCCACAAGUGCUUGGACUGUGGGAAAGGUUACACACAAAGGUCAGACCUUGUUAAGCAUCAGGUAAUGCACACAGGAGAGAGACCCCACAAGUGCUUCGAGUGUGGGAAAAGUUUCAUAAGGAGGUCAAACCUUGUUCAACAUCAGAGAAUCCACACAGGAGAGAGACCCCACAAGUGCUUGGACUGUGGGAAAUGUUUCACAGAGAGGUCAAGCCUUGUUAAACAUCACCAGGCAAUCCACACAGGAGAGAGACCCCACAAGUGCUUGGAUUGUGGCAAAGGUUACAUACAAAGGUCAGAACUUGUUAAACAUCAGUCAAUCCACACAGGAGAGAGACCCCACAAGUGCUUGGAAUGUGGGAAAAGUUUCAUAAGAAGGUCACAGCUCGUUUAUCAUCAGGCAAUCCACACAGGAGAGAGACCCUACAAGUGCUUGGACUGUGGGAAAUGUUUCACAGAGAGGUCAAGCCUUGUUAAACAUCACCAGGCAAUCCACACAGGAGAGAGACCCCACAAGUGCUUGGAUUGUGGCAAAGGUUACGUACAAAGGUCAGACCUUGUUAAACAUCAGGCAAUCCACACAGGAGAGAGACCACACAAGUGCUUGGACUGUGGGAAAAGUUUCCUAAAAAAGUCAAACCUUGUUCAACAUCAGAGAAUCCACACAGGAGAGAGACCCCACAAGUGCUUGGUCUGUGGGAAAUGUUUCACAGAGAAGUCAAAGCUUGUUAAACAUCAGGCAAUCCAUACAGGAGAGAGACCCCACAAGUGCUUGGACUGUGGGAAAGGUUACAUACAAAGGUCAAACCUUGUUCAACAUCAGAGAAUCCACACAGGAGAGAGACCCCACAAGUGCUUGGACUGUGGGAAAAGUUUCCUAAGCAGGUCAGACCUUGUUAAACAUCAGGCAAUCCACACAGGAGAGAGACCACACAAGUGCUUGGACUGUGGGAAAAGUUUCCUAAGAAAGUCAAAACUUGUUCAACAUCAGAGAAUCCACACAGGAGAGAGACCCCACAAGUGCUUGGUCUGUGGGAAAUGUUUCACAGAGAAGUCAUACCUUGUUAAACAUCAGGCAGUCCACACAGGAGAGAGACCCCACAAGUGCUUGGAAUGUGGGAAAAGUUUCAUAAGAAGGUCACAGCUCGUUUAUCAUCAGGCAAUCCACACAGGAGAGAGACCCCACAAGUGCUUGGACUGUGGGAAAGGUUAUAUACAAAGGUCACAGCUUAUUCAACAUCAGGCAAUCCACACAGGAGAGUCUCCAGAGGUGCUUGGACUCCGGGAAAAGUUUCAUAUGGAAGUCUGACCUCAUUAAACAUGGAAGAAUCCACACAGCAUCUGAACUUCUGUGACACAUGGCAAGAAAGGAUUUAGCAAGUUGCAUGUAAUUGAUUCGAUGGGGGUAUGGGCUGAAAGAUGGAGAGAAUGUUUAUAGGUGAAAUCACCAAAAUGUGUUUUGCCAGGGUAGUGUUAACUGGAUCUGUUCCGCUCUCCUGCUUGGACAUUUUCUGUGGGGAUUCCAGAGAUGGAAAGGAGCAGCUGUUACCAUCUUGGCUACCAAUUCCCAGGGUGACUCUCUACACUAGCAAUUCUCAAACUGUGAGCAGAGCCUCCCAAUGGAGGCACAGGAGUGUGUCAAGGGAGGCGUGAUCAGCGUAGGUUGUUUGUUUUUUAAAGAGCACUGGCUGUCGGCGCCAGGUGGUUUGGGCUCAUGAAGAAGGAACAGGCCCAUCUGGGAGGUGGGGAUAAAUGCUCAGGCUCUCAAACCCAGGUGGAGAAGCAGCACAGAAGUAGGGGUGUCAAUGGGGUGAUAAGUCUGCUGUGAACAGUGAUAUUGAGGAAUAUCACUUUUCACGUGGCCACCCUCACUUCUGUGCUGCUAUUGGAGGACUUCAGAGCUGGGCACAUCGCCAGCACCACGUUUACAAAAUGAUUAAUCUUCUCCAAAGUAUGUCCUGUGAGGUGUCAUAGGGAAAGUCAUCACCUGCUGAAUAUUAUUGUCCCAUUAAAAUGUGUCUAUCCGCACUGUCCUUGGAGCUCGGAGAGUUUGCUGUAUGUUUGUUACAUGCUGUAAAGCUGGAAAACACCCACAGAGGAGCUCCUCAUAGACAGCGGCACCUGCACACCAGCUGGGUGCUAAGUAGCCAGUAAUUGCUUAGCUGAUCCUUCACCAGCUGUGGAGCUGGGAACAAGAGAGUUACAAUUCACCAGAUGGACGGCUGGAUGCUCACUUAGGCCACAGACUGAUUGUCGCCUGCCCCCCGGCUGGGGGGUGAACUUCAAGGAACAGAGUGGUACAAAGGAACAAGGGGGAGUGGCCUCCAUUUUCACCUCUCCUCUACCUUCUCUACAGAAGGCAAGAAGAUGACUUGAAAGACAACAGGGGCCGUGGAUUGGAGAGGACGGACCAAGGCUGUAAGGAAAUGCAGCCUGGGUACUCAGAACUGUGAAGUGCCUGCAACAGCAGGUGGGGUGCAGAAAUCUCCUUGCUUCACAUUUUCCUUAAAUUGGUAAAAUGUAGGAUUUAAAAUGCAUUUUAUAAUUUUGUAGUUUUAAUCGGUUCUGACCUUUGACAUCUUUCUCUUUCGUAAUCCCUGAAAACCUCCUUGCUCCAGUUACUAAAGUGGUUUUAGUGUUUUGUCUGGACCUUUCUGUUUUCAUUGAAGUGUUUUGGGGAUUUGACUGGAGAGAACAAGGCUGUGGCCUAAUCCGGCCCCUCUGUGGGGGUGACCCACUAAUGACUGAGUUUGUCCAUCCCAGUGACCAAACUGAGCUGUGCAAGAUGCACAUUCCUUGGGCGCAAGGCUGGGAGGAGAAAACUGGCUGAUGUUGCUGUGUCGUUUCAUAAGUUCCUGAGUGUCUGGCUAGUUGCACUCAGUACAGUGCAGCCAGGAGUGACUUUGAAGGCUGGUGGCUGUGUGUGAGCAGAGCGUGGAGGGGUUUGUUGUUCACACAGGGAAGCAGCAGGGUGGAUUUGAUUUAAAUAACUAGUCAGGAAGACUGGAUUUAAUCAUGGUUUUCUACAUAAAAAUGUAUUCUUGUUGGGUAUUAUAACCUUAGUACGUAUUCUUCAAAAUGCAGAGACAGAUGUAGGUUUCAUUUUUCGAAGGUACACGUUGUACAUUUUUAAACAGUGAGUUAUUCUGAAAACUUUACAGAUGAGUUUUACAGCUAUAUGAGACAAUGAAUGUUU
This is a messenger RNA of Mauremys mutica (yellowpond turtle), 4874 nucleotides long. Its product is annotated as zinc finger protein 420-like. Gene Ontology annotation, biological process: regulation of DNA-templated transcription. Lineage: Eukaryota; Metazoa; Chordata; Testudines; Geoemydidae. The record is from RefSeq and is a predicted model, not a curated record. The transcript is spliced from 3 exons. Gene Ontology annotation, molecular function: DNA-binding transcription factor activity, RNA polymerase II-specific; RNA polymerase II cis-regulatory region sequence-specific DNA binding. The coding region runs from base 669 to 2987 and encodes 772 amino acids.